Messenger RNA from Haliotis rufescens (red abalone), 1029 nucleotides. RefSeq names its product von Hippel-Lindau disease tumor suppressor-like. The record is from RefSeq and is a predicted model, not a curated record. NCBI's taxonomy places the organism in Eukaryota, Metazoa, Mollusca, Gastropoda, Lepetellida, Haliotidae. The transcript is spliced from 2 exons. The coding region runs from base 220 to 669 and encodes 149 amino acids.
GAUGGCAGCUGUCAGAAGACUCCAUGUGUAUUGCGGCACGUUUCAAGUUUUAAACAGUCAUCUUCAACUAAUCUACAAAAGACGAGGGGAAUAUUUCUCCGAAGGCGAGUUUCGAUGUUGGUCAACUUGAGUUGAUUUUUAAUUUGAUCUUCACGUGAAGGAGGGAAUUUUCAGUUCCGACUUCUUGAAAAUGAAAAUGUUUAUCUGAAUCAAGCCAUCAUGGCAGAAUCAGAAGACACGAAAGUGAAAUCUAUACAUUCUGACACUGGGGUCAAUGUUAUCUUUGUAAACAAAACACAGAGACGUGUUGAUUUGUUUUGGAUUGACUUCCAAGGCAGGUUGGUGAGAUACAAGCAGGGACUGAAGCCAGACAAGAAGCAUGCGAUAUACACGUAUGAGACACAUCCAUGGAUUGCCCGAGACGCAUGCACAGGCUCAUCUCUCCUCAUCAAGAAAGAUUUCAUCUACUCUCCUAAAGCAGAUCCUGACGUUCAAGUCCAGCAAAUUGUCAUCACAUUACCAGUGUUCAGGCUUAUUGACAGGUGUGUGGACUUAUUGCGCUUCUAUGGCAUCAGGCAUCAAGCAGAUUCCCUAAGCAUUCCAGUUAUACUCAUAAAGGAUCUCAAGAAGAAUCCUCACCUCCCGUGUCGUGAAUAUAAGGGUCAGUAGUUCCUAACAUCGCUGUCAGGGAUCGUCUGUCAUCACCUGGAGCCGCCAUGAAAAUUCGCCUGGAGCAGGCAUGAAGACUUCGAAAUUGCAUUUAGGACAAGUAAAAAUCCAAUGAUGGUAGUCCAGUCAUCUAAGUAGUGUUAGACGAGUCAUCUAAGGUUCAGAAACCUAUAAUCGUGGUUUCAAAUCCUGGUUCACGGUUAGGUUUCUUGGUUUGUCAGCACCAUACCCGUGCUUGUGUAAUACCACAGUGGCAAACCUCUAAGACUUGCAUCACUUGGCGCUUUCCUCCCACAUGAGACCACCUCCGUGGUCUAGUGGUAGAGCGUCUGCCUGGAGAGCGAAAGGUCCGGGGUUCGA